AUGUGGUCGAAAAAGUUUACCUUAAAGAAGCUAAUCUUAAGCGGAUAUUUGUUCGCUCAGAAGGUUUAUUGUGAGAACGAAGACAGUUCUUUAUAUGGCACCUGGUCAUCUAAAUCAAAUCAAGUAUUUACAGGACCAGGAUUUUAUGAUCCGGUAGAUGAACUUUUGAUAGAGCCUUCGUUGCCCGGUCUUAGCUACUCCUUCACCGAAGACGGUUGGUACGAAGAAGCCACUUACCAAGUAAGUGGUAAUCCUCGUGAUCCAACUUGCCCUAUGGCUUCGUUGAUUUAUCAACAUGGUACAUACAACAUUUCAGAAAACGGUACUUUAGUUCUGAAUCCUAUUGAAGUAGAUGGUAGACAACUAUUCAGCGAUCCAUGCAAUGAUGACGGGGUUUCAACUUACUCAAGAUAUAACCAAACAGAAACGUUUAAAGAAUAUGCCGUAGGUAUAGAUCCUUACCAUGGUAUUUACACCCUGCAAUUGUACCAAUAUGAUGGUACUCCAAUGCAACCGCUAUAUUUGGCUUAUAGGCCACCAAUGAUGCUACCAACAGAAACGUUGAAUCCAACAUCGUCAGCGGCCAGCACUGACGACGCAUCGUCUAAUAAAAAAAGAUCACUAAGAAGUUUAGUGAGAAGAAGUCUAGAAAACAGACACAAGACGAAUGCCAUUAAAAAACAAAAUACCUCGUUUUUAACCUCCAAUGCUAUCUGGUAUAUUUCUGCGGGCAUGCUAGGUGUAGGUUCGUUAUUAUUUUUAGCAUUUUAG
Saccharomyces paradoxus is the source of this 771-nucleotide messenger RNA. RefSeq names its product Rot1p (gene ROT1). The record is from RefSeq and is a predicted model, not a curated record. Lineage: Eukaryota; Fungi; Ascomycota; Saccharomycetes; Saccharomycetales; Saccharomycetaceae. Gene Ontology annotation, biological process: budding cell apical bud growth; 'de novo' protein folding. The transcript has a single exon. The coding region runs from base 1 to 771 and encodes 256 amino acids. Gene Ontology annotation, cellular component: endoplasmic reticulum membrane; endoplasmic reticulum.